CGCUGUCACUCAACAGAAUCCCCUGCCACUGCCCACUCCUCAAGGAAAACUUUUGCGUAUGUUUUCCAUUUUCCUCAGUUUCCUGUUUACACCGUCCUCUCUCCGAUCCUUCUCGAACAGAGAGCAGCAGACGACGGCAACGGCGCUUUUCCGCCUCCUCUCUCUCCUCCGGUGUGUUUUGAUCGUUUUCUCGCCGAUGGGUUUUAUGAUUUGUAGUCGUCAGUUUCUUGGUUCCGGAAUCAAACUGCAUUUCUUGGUCUGAUUUUGGAAGUAGCGUGUUCCUUUCAACUUUGUACCUUUUUGUUUACAACACCCAACUUCAAUCGACCCUUUCUCGAUUUGUUUCUUACUUUACGGAUUGGUUGGUUCUGUAAUUCGUGUUAUCUGGAUUUUUGUGAGUGAAAUUGAUUAAUGGAUGACCUUUUGGGUGUGGAUCAUUUAAGCGAUCUGCCUCAGAGUAUUAUAGAAUGCAUUCUCACUAGGUUACCAAUUCGAGAUGCCAUAAGAACAAGUAUUUUAUCCAGGAGAUGGAGAUUCAAGUGGGCCACUCUGACUCAACUUGUGUUUGAUGAUGAUUGUGUAGCCAUGUCCARCGAUGGAGUUUAUGACGACCUGAUAUAUUUUAUUACUCAUGUUCUUUUUCUUCAUGAAGGUCCAAUCCACAAGUUCCAUCUCUCUGCUACCUACUUACAGAAUACCCCAGAUUUAGAUCAGUGGAUGCUUUUCCUUUCAAGGAAGGGCAUCAGGGAAUUGACGAUUGAAUUAGGAGAAGGCGAGUGGUUUAGGGUGCAUUCUUGUCUUUUUAACUGUAGCAAGUUGACCCGAUUGGAGCUAUAUCGCUGUGAAUUGGAUCCGCCUCCUAAUUUCAAAGGAUUUUUAUGUUUGAAAAGCCUAAAACUUCACCAAGUUCUGAUUGCCCCAGAAGACAUUGAAAGUUUAAUUUCUAAUUGUCCACUUCUUGAGAGUCUGGCGCUGUCCUACUUUGACAGUCUAGUGCUUAAUAUCUCUGCUCCAAAUCUCAAGUACCUCUUUCUUGAAGGCGAGUUUCGAGACAUAUGUCUUCAAAACACACCACUCUUGGUUGCAAUUUCAGUUGCAUUAUAUAUGAGUGACGAUGCUGAGCCCUUUGACCAUAGUUCUGAUUGCAAUUUUGAAAAGUUUCUUGGUGGUGUACCUUAUCUUGAGAAACUUACUGGGCAUAUUUAUUUCACCAAGUACCUGAGUAUAGGUAAUAGUGCGACAACUCUGCCAGUUUCAUAUAUCUAUUUAAGAAGCAUUGAACUGUAUCAAGUCAGUUUUGAAGAUAUGAAUGAAAUACUUGUUGUGCUUCGCUUGAUUACCAGCGCUCCGAAUUUGGAGGAGCUUCAAAUUUCGGGCUCCUCAAACCCUGUGGCUGCCUCAGAAGCACCUGACUUGGACUUUUGGGAGAAUGAAUGUCCUUCAAACGGUACAUUUGGUAACCUUAGAGUUGUGAAAACGACAGAUAUGUCUGGCGUACCACACGAGAUGGAAUUUAUUAAAUAUUUGCUUAGAAAUUCUCCGAUGCUUGAGACAAUGAGUAUCAAACCUUGUGUCUAUGUUACAGAUCGACGAUUGAAUAUGUUGAUUGAAUUGUUGAAAUUUAGGAGGGCUUCACCAGAAGCAGAAAUUUUAUUCAUCCCAGAAUAGUUGUUGUAGUUGGAAAGUUCCUUUAUCAUUUUCUACCUGCAUUUCUAUAUAAUUUUCUUUAGUAAA
Momordica charantia (bitter melon) is the source of this 1734-nucleotide messenger RNA. Its product is annotated as F-box/RNI-like superfamily protein. The record is from RefSeq and is a predicted model, not a curated record. Gene Ontology annotation, molecular function: protein binding. NCBI's taxonomy places the organism in Eukaryota, Viridiplantae, Streptophyta, Magnoliopsida, Cucurbitales, Cucurbitaceae.